Messenger RNA from Bactrocera neohumeralis, 5146 nucleotides. RefSeq names its product monocarboxylate transporter 5 (gene Mct1). The transcript has 15 exons. Gene Ontology annotation, molecular function: monocarboxylic acid transmembrane transporter activity. Gene Ontology annotation, biological process: transmembrane transport; monocarboxylic acid transport. Lineage: Eukaryota; Metazoa; Arthropoda; Insecta; Diptera; Tephritidae. The record is from RefSeq and is a predicted model, not a curated record. Bases 2394 to 4358 code for a protein of 654 amino acids.
CGGUCUCAUUAAACCAAUCCAAACAAUGUCAUUCACAUCAAGCUCACGGAGUAGAUCUCUGGUUGCAUCAAAUUGGAAGCUGUUGUCGACUUAUACUUGCUUCCUCCACACAUCAUAUACAGUGACCAUUACCCCGUAUACGCUUAAAUUUAACGAAACAAAAAAAGUGUGUUGUGAAUGGACUUAACCUCACCUAAUAACAAAACUAAGUUGAAAUAUAUAUAUACUUAUAUAUGUGAAUAUGAAUUUAUAAUGCACCGCUAAGCAAACUCAAUGAAGCUAAGAAAGCAAACAAUUUGAUUUAUGACUGCACAUAUUACUCAUACGCACCGCCUCCUCACACAGCAGCCGCAUUUAAAGAAGCGGAAAAAUAUAUGAAAUCUGUUUUCGACGACUGUCACACAUAAACUACACACAACGCAGAUUCAAUAAGCAGAGAAGAAGUCAACAGUGAAAAACCACAAUGUCUGAAAACCGCAAGAACCACAACAAUUGCAACAACAACUGCAACGGCCACCAGCAAUUGAAUGCCAAAUAGUAACCAACGGUUAUUUUCAACUGCUUUUGCAAAAUUUAUUAUGUUUACACAAGGGCGCCCAACUUGUCCUUGCAACAUUCUGUUGUCUGUUGGUCACAAAAAUGCACAACACGUUGCCAACGUGAUCAGCAACUGAAAUGUGUUAUAGCGUGCAGUCAAGCAGUGAAGGCAAUAACAACAACAACAAAAGCAGUAAGUUCAGUAUGCGCUCGUACGUUCCGUCUUGGUCGGUUGGUUGGUUGGCUGAUCGUUGAGAUUAUGUUGACACUGUACUGGCAGCAACUGUCAACUUUAAUUAUCGUCGCUUUUCAAUUUCAUCAGCAACAUAAACAGCUACGGUAACAAGUCGCAAGCAACAAUGGUAGCAAAAUGUCUAGCCUGAAGUUAAAGACAAACAAAAAGCGCUCGCAACUCAUUAUGUGACCUAUAGCCCGCUGUUCGGUGUAGCUUUCUGCGGUCUCUUCCUGUAUUACUUGAAAGUUGCCAUUAAUUAGCGUUCAAUUAAGUUCGUCACUGCCCACGUGAGUUCAAGGAAUGUGCAGCGAAUAGUUUGUGUGUGAAAGGCUUUAAAACAUUUCCGCAAUGAUAGAUAAUAUCUAUAAGACGACCACAGUGAAAUAUAGCUACCUCAAAUGCUACUACACACAACAGAAUUGCUUUUUGUUUGCUUUUGCAUUUGCGGUAUUGCAGUUACAAAGUCGCUCUUUCUCUCAGAGCUCUGCGCUCAGUUCCACAACAAAUAAAAAUAUUAAAUUUCACGUGUGAAUUCUGUGCAAGUGAUCGCGUGUGGUUAGUGAAAAUUUGGAAAAAUAUAAGAAAUAAGUAAAAAAUAAGUGCUUUGAUCAAAUAAUUAUUGCUGAAAAUUUGUUUAAGUGCUAAUGUAAAAGGAAAAUUAAGUGUAUAUAAUAAUGUGAGUGGUGUGAGUUAAGUGGAAUAUAAGUGUAGCCAAAUUUAAUAUUAGUGAAAUAGUUAAAAUAUAUAAAAAUAUGUAUAUAAGUGAAAAGCGUGUCGGUUUUAUAAAGCUAAUGGUGUAUAUGAUAGAAAUAAGCAUUUUGUGGCAAUAUAAGCGAUUCAAUCUAGUGCGAUGUCAAGGUUAUAGAAAAUGAGAUUUAAUAAAAUGAAUACCGGUGUUUCAAAUAUUCCUCUCUUAUGUGCCUUCGUUUAGUGCACGAUCCUUUUCUACCAAAAAAUAUAAAAGGAGUUGUUGACUAAAGUAGUUAACAACACAGCGCAGCGUCAAAUUACGAAAAUGAAUGAAAUCUUGCUUAUUUUGAAGUUGCUGCUGCCUCUCUUCGAAUACUUCCUGCUUUCCGCAAAGCCCAUGCAACCACCUUGACAACAAGUGUCCUCCAAAAACUUCCGGCUGAUAUACAAUAUAAAUAAAACGCGCAGAGAAAGUAUAUACCGUGAUAAGUGCAACAGCAACAAUAAAAAGUCAUAGAAAAAUUCAACAAAAAUUAUUUUUCACAAAAAGAAACGCAGAAAAACUUAGUAAAGCAAUGUCAAAUUGGCAAGCGAUUGCAUCGAGCAGAGAGUAGUAAUUGCAUUUUGUGUGGCGCGCAGCAGGAAUUGAACAAUUGCCAGCCACAACAGCAGCAGCAUCAACAACAGCACCGCCAAUUGAGUGCAAAUUGCGUGCCAACAACACGCUGCACACGACAACCAGCCAUCAUUUGCAGUUUUAACGGUAUAAUUUGAAAAACAUACUGCUGGUGAGGAGCAUAAGCAACAGACUGAUUUAAAAGGCGCUUCCUUGCGCUUUCACCAACCCAAAGAGAAGAGCUUUACUGCACACAAACACACACACAUUCCAGUCGCUGAUUACUUUCUUAAGUAGCUCAUACUAAACAUAAAUAUGGUGCAUGCACCGGCACGUAAAAAUAAUAAAAACUCAAAUGGCAAUUGUGAUUUGGUGGAGGAUGUACUGACACCGGUGCCACCAGAUGGCGGCUGGGGUUGGAUGGUCGUCUUCGGAUCGUUUAUGAUACACAUCAUCACCGAUGGCAUGACAUAUUCUUUUGGUCUCUUUUAUGAUGAGUUCCUCACCUACUUCAAUGAAGGUUCAGGCUAUACGGCCUGGAUCGUGUCCAUUAUGGUGGGCGUUACUUAUGCCUCAGGUCCCAUCUCGUCAUCGUUUGUCAAUCGCUACGGCUGUCGAGCGGUCACCAUAGCCGGCGCAAUAUUUGCUGCGGCCUGCAUUGUCGCCAGUAUCUUCGCGCAGAAUGUGCUCACACUCAUAUUUACAAUUGGUAUUGGCACAGGCUUCGGACUGGGUCUCAUCUAUCUGCCAGCCAUUGUAAGUGUGACCACAUGGUUUGAGGCGCGACGUUCGCUUGCCACCGGCAUUGCCGUGUGUGGUUCCGGUUUCGGUACAUUCGUAUUUGCGCCGCUCACCGAACAUCUGAUCGGUUCGUUCGGUUGGCGUGGCGCUAUGCUCAUCAUCGGCGGCAUUGUGCUGAAUUGUAUACUAUUCGGUGCGCUCUUCCGACCCUUGGAACCGCCAAAACCAUCUAAAGCGCAGAAAAGUGAUAUUAUCGACAAUAAUACAACAAGUGCUGAGCUGAAGCCGUUGAAGUCGGGCACACCGGAGGGUGAUCAAUAUUUACAGUUGCCGCAACGGGCCGACGCGGCUUUGUGUCGCUCGAACAGCGUGGGACACGGCUUCAACAGCAACAAUUUGCGACAGCAGUUGCGUCCCUCGUUGGCGCAUUGCCGGAUGCUCUCGCUCGACUUGACCAUGCUGUUAGCGCAAGUAAAAUGUAGUUCGUUCCCAACACUUAACGCUGAUUCCCAAACAAUCGAAACAGACCUUACUGCACUCCUGUUAUAUACAAAUAACAAUCAGGCUGUGAGCAAUGGCGCCAAUGGCAAGAUCGCAGCUUCAACAAUCGCACAAAGCACGAGCAGCACGGAUAUGGUGCGUCAUCGCAGUCAGCCGCAUUUGGAUCAGUUAACGCCACCGCAUGAGAAUUGGGGCAGUGGCACCAUGUAUCGGCCGGAUAUCCUGUAUCAGGGCUCCAUCCUCAACAUACCGGAGUACACAGCCUCUCGUCAGGAUCUUUCCAGCACCGGCAUGAUGAAGCGUUAUGGUUCGGUGCGCCACAGUGUGCGCGGCAGUCAAAAUGAUGUAAGAAUAAAAUGUUGCGGCUGCAUCAGCUGCUCCCAAGAGACCCACGACACUUUCGUCGAAAUGAUGAAUUUCUCGUUGCUAAAAGAUGCCGUCUUCAUGGUAUUUGCACUGUCGAACUUCUUCACCAGCAUCGGCUUCAAUGUGCCCUACAUUUACAUAGUCGCUCAGGCCAAAACGCUCGACAUCAGCAGUGCACAGUCCAGUUACCUGAUUGCCACAAUCGGUGUGGCCAACACCGUGGGCCGCAUAGUGCUCGGCUACUUGGCGGACAAGCCAUGGGUCAAUCGUUUGUGGGUGUACAAUGCCUGUCUGACGGUGUGCGGCAUCUGCACUGCGCUAUCACCGCUCUGCAGCGGCUUUUAUACGCUCGCUGCUUAUUGUGCCGCUUUCGGUUUCACCAUCGGCGCCUACGUGGGCCUAACCUCCGUCAUAUUGGUCGAUUUGCUCGGUUUGGAGAAGCUGACCAACGCUUUCGGUUUGCUGCUGCUCUUCCAGGGCAUUGCUUCAUUCAUUGGGCCACCAAUUGGCGGCUGGAUGUAUGACAUCACCAAUUCAUACGGACCCGCCUUCCUCAUGGCCGGCAUCACAAUCGCCAUCAGCGGCCUCAUGCUCUUCGUCAUUCCACCGCUGCAAAGGCACCUCGAGUCCAAGGCUAAGCAGAAACAGCAGAUUACCGUUACGCGCAGUUAAUGUGGUCCUUAGCCCCUGAGACCUGAGACCUAGCCAGGCGCAAGUUCUCUCUGCCUGCUUCAACAAGUUGGCUGCGAUUUUUUGUAUGUUUUUCAUUUGCUUAGCCGACUUUUUAGACUUGUUUAUAAGUUAGUAUAUAUCUAUAUAUAUGUAAAUAUGCAAACAGUUGUAAUUUACUAUAUAGCAAUGUAUAUAUGUGCACUCAUACAAACACAUACAUAUGUAGUUAUGUUUGUGCAGGAAGUGACCUUUGCGGCGCAACACAAAAAUAGGGAAACAAUUCUGCCUUUAAUAUUUAUGUAAUAUGUAGUACAUAUAGUAUGUAAUCUGUAAUAUAUAUGUAUGCCUGCAUAACUGUAAAUUUUAUAAAUUACAUAUAAGCAACAAGAUACACACACAUACAUACAUAUGUACCUAUUAUGAUCUUCAAAUUUACUCUGUCGUUGAAAGUGCAAUGAAUUUAGUCAUAUUUUACUAUUGUUGUUGUUGUAAGCUUAUAAGCAAAACUGUCAUACAAACAUAUGAAUCUUACAAAAACAUAUGUAAGCGCAGCACCUGAAGAAUUUAAUAUUUCUAAGUGUUAAAAUACUAUUUUAAUUGAAAUCUUGUCGAAAAUAAUAAUUUUCUUUAAAAAAAUUAAAAAAAAAAUAUAACAAAAAUAUUCAACAGAACUAUAGUAUAAACGCUCAGGUUUACAUAUCAAAUGCUCAAACUGAAUGUAUAAGAAUUAUAAACGGUAUUCAUAAAUUGUUAUCAAAUAUAAUAAGCUUACAUAUCUAAUAUUAAAA